AAUCAGUCUGCAUAUUGAGCUUGGCCGAGCUCCCGCCAACCGGCAGUAAAUACUAUUAUUUCUUUAGUGGCUCAAACGCCAGCUUACAGGAUUUGUUAAGGCACAUCUCAUUAACGUAAAAGUGCUUUGAAAAUGAGAUCAAACACCGCCAACAUGAAACACCUCAUGCGAGUAUGUGGACUAAUUUUGCUCACAACGAUAUCACAAUCAAAUGCUUCAUGGGGUUCACCAGGUUCAGGACAAUAUCACAUACAAACAGACGAGGGUCCAGAAAGAUAUUUUCGAUAUCUAACAGAUAACGGUCAAUAUCGUAAAGAGAAACGUUUACAAGAUGGAACAGUUAUUGGUACUGAUGCUUGGAUCGAUGCUUCCGGAUUCCUCAGACAAAAAGAUUACAUCGCCGAUGGUGGAGGCUAUAGAAUUCUGAAGUCCAAAACUAUUUACGUUGGACAAGGCCAGGCUAUUGAAGAAGCCUUAAGGAGUAUCAAAAAUCUGCCUUCAGGUUCAUCAAGUGAUAACAAACUUAAGUUACUACACGCUACUACUACAACAGUUCGACCUCUAGUCAAUUACAUAUCAACGACAACUGCAAGACCACUUUAUUAUGAUCAUCCCUCUACACCUACAGUUCACAUACAGCCAAAUUCCCAACCUCUGGAUAAUAGAUACGUCCCUGUUAAGGGUGUCCAAGUAAAACCGACUCCAAUUCCAGCUCAAGCACCGCUGACUGUGGCAUCAUUACGUAAGAAGCACCCAGUCCCAUCGGUUCAAUUUGAGCCUCCGUACAAUAAUGAAUAUGGUCCAAUCACUGCCGACUAUACAUCAUCCACGCCAAGUCCGAUUUCCUCAACACAACUCCCAAUAACUACCACCAAUUUACUAGACCCAUAUCCCACACACUUGUCGCCACUGAACACAGAUUUACUGCCACCACUAGUUUCACCGACAGCUAUUCCAAACGAGCUCUAUGAUUACAGUCCUAUAUCAUCAACAACACCUAGGCCAACACCAAUUUCAUCCACGGAAGCGAGUGUGAUACCUUUGAACAGCAACAACUUGGAGCCCCAGCCCUUGUAUACCAGGCCAGUAACCAGUCGACCAUACUCUUCACGUAACCCAUUUUUGCGUGGACAUCCAAACUAUAACGAAAAUGUUGGUAGUGGAUAUGAUCCGCAAUAUCCAGAGUACGAUGGAGUGGCGGUUAACGACAAUGGUUUCCGCUAUUACUUACCUCGGCAGUAUCAUGAGGAAGAGAAUUCAGGCGGAGAUCGCAGAGCUGGAAGUUUUGGUUAUAUCGAUCCAUUUGGAAUUCGCCGUGUAGUUUAUUACAAUGCAUCUCCCGAGCAAGGUUUUGUUCAUCGAAAAAAUAAUCGUUAUGUUGGAUUUGAUGCAACGCCAUAUGACCCUCGACCUCUUUAGGAAUUUCUCAUUCUUUACCUUUCCUACCUUUUACUUAUUUGUGAUGAAACCAUUUUGAUAAGGAGGAGAAAGCAGAGGUAUUUGAUAUAUUUCAUUUCUAUUCCCCAAAGAUGUUUAAUAUGAGAGUCCAUUGCAUUCAGCCGUUUAUCUAGAAGUCAUUUUCUACCAAACUGUUUCAUAGUUUCAAUAUGUUUUCAAUUAAAUAGAACCUCAUUCGUUUAUACCAAUCUUGCAUUGAAAUCGGCAAAUCUUCUAAGCUUAGAGAAGGAAGAACACUACAAGCCGUAGAUACUUAUCUGAUUUUAUUUGGACCCCAAAUUCUACAUAAAAAAAUCAAUCAAACCCUGGGUGCCACUUCAACUUAGCCCAAUUUCAUCUUCCCGUAGUAUCAAUUUUGUAGAUAUUACUCGUAUAACGUACAAGUACUAUUGAAUGCAACAAAAGAUACCUUCACAUCAAACUGCUUUAAAGAAGUUAUUAUCCUCCUCCUUUCUUACAUCUUAGGCCUUCAAACUAGCUUGUAAUUUCACGUCUAUUUAAUUUUAAGUAAAUCCCAUUAAAUUGAAAUCUAUUAACUUAUUAAACAUUAGUCCUAAGUCACACAGAUUCACAUUAAUCUUGCCAUAAUAUUCAAUUGUCCUCAGAUCAUUUAUGUACAAUUAAUAUUCUUGAUAUGCAGUAAAUUUCUCAGAUAAUAGAAUUUCAUUGGAAAAUUCAUCUAUUUCAUUUCGUGCAAAAACAACAAAUUAUUAAAUAUUCGAAAGAAUAAAUUAAUCCAAUGAAUACCCGUUACUGAGAAAAGAUUCACAAAAUGAAAAUGAUAUUUCAUUGCGUGGAUUGUUGUUGAUAAAAAGGAAAAGACCAGUUUAUGUAUCUAUUCGUAAUAAAUAAAUAUUUUUAAAAUUGUU
Molecule: messenger RNA, 2327 nt
Organism: Hermetia illucens (black soldier fly)
Lineage: Eukaryota; Metazoa; Arthropoda; Insecta; Diptera; Stratiomyidae
Exons: 5
Coding region: 133-1419 (428 amino acids)
Cellular component (GO): chitin-based extracellular matrix
Molecular function (GO): structural constituent of chitin-based larval cuticle
Source: RefSeq, a predicted model, not a curated record